Molecule: messenger RNA, 1980 nt
Organism: Dryobates pubescens (Downy woodpecker)
Lineage: Eukaryota; Metazoa; Chordata; Aves; Piciformes; Picidae
Gene: GABRA2
Product: gamma-aminobutyric acid type A receptor subunit alpha2
Exons: 9
Coding region: 380-1747 (455 amino acids)
Biological process (GO): chloride transport; nervous system process; synaptic transmission, GABAergic
Cellular component (GO): GABA-A receptor complex; postsynapse; dendrite membrane
Molecular function (GO): GABA-gated chloride ion channel activity; GABA-A receptor activity; transmitter-gated monoatomic ion channel activity involved in regulation of postsynaptic membrane potential
Source: RefSeq, a predicted model, not a curated record
UUUUUUUUUUUUGGGUUCCUUUUCGUCUUGGGGCUUUUGGCUUACGGAAAAGGAAAGCGUCUGAUGCGUCUGCUCACAUGCCACUUGUGAUCAUACGUUGCCUCUUUGCACAGAGCAGGAUCGCUGGGAAAGAUGGAGAUACAAUAAGUUGCUAGUAGUGGAAAGUGCUGCAGAAAUCCAGCGGUUUCCUUUCUCCACCGAAGUGACAUUUUUUUUUUCCCCUUUAAUUUUUAUUUCCCCCCCCCCCAUCCCCCUCGGGUUAAGUUGCAAAAGCUGCUUGGCGGAGACUGACUGUAGCUGAGAGCAGGUUUGUGGGUUUUGGUUUUGGUUCCCCCCCCCCUCCCCCCCCUUGCGCGGUUAGGUUUUGCACAGAGCAGCGAUGAAGAGGAAGCUGGCAUACUCCGAGAUGCAGUUGGUUCUGCUCGUUUUAUUGGUGUGGCUACCAACAAGAUCAGUGCUGGCUGACUCCCUGGAAGACGAAGCUAAGAAUAACAUCACCAUCUUUACAAGAAUUCUAGACAGACUUCUGGAUGGUUAUGAUAAUCGUCUCCGACCUGGAUUAGGAGAUAGUAUUACUGAAGUCUUCACUAACAUCUAUGUGACCAGUUUUGGACCUGUUUCAGAUACUGAUAUGGAGUACACGAUAGAUGUUUUCUUCCGCCAGAGGUGGAAGGAUGAGAGAUUAAAGUUUAAGGGCCCAAUGAACAUUCUCCGACUGAACAAUUUAAUGGCCAGCAAAAUCUGGACCCCAGACACAUUUUUUCACAAUGGGAAGAAGUCAGUGGCUCAUAACAUGACAAUGCCAAACAAGCUUCUCCGGAUCCAAGAUGAUGGGACCCUCUUGUACACCAUGAGGCUUACAGUCCAAGCUGAAUGUCCAAUGCACUUGGAGGACUUCCCUAUGGAUGCUCACUCAUGCCCACUGAAAUUUGGCAGCUAUGCCUACACAACUUCAGAAGUGACAUACAUUUGGACUUACAAUGCUUCAGAUUCAGUGCAGGUGGCACCAGAUGGCUCAAGAUUGAACCAGUAUGAUCUUUUAGGCCAAACAAUUGGAAAAGAGACAGUUAAAUCAAGUACAGGUGAAUAUACAGUAAUGACAGCUCAUUUUCACCUGAAGAGGAAAAUUGGCUAUUUUGUCAUUCAGACUUACCUCCCCUGUAUCAUGACUGUCAUUCUCUCUCAAGUGUCAUUCUGGCUGAACAGAGAAUCUGUACCUGCCAGGACAGUCUUUGGAGUCACCACAGUGCUGACAAUGACAACGCUGAGCAUCAGCGCUCGGAACUCGCUCCCCAAAGUGGCCUAUGCGACGGCUAUGGAUUGGUUCAUUGCUGUUUGCUACGCCUUUGUGUUCUCUGCACUCAUUGAAUUUGCAACUGUAAACUACUUCACAAAACGAGGAUGGGCCUGGGAUGGAAAGAGUGUAGUGAAUGAUAAGAAAAAAGAGAAAGCAUCUGUCAUUAAGAAAAACAAUGCCUAUGCAGUGGCUGUUGCCAACUAUGCUCCAAAUAUUACCAAGGACUCAGUGCUACCAACCAUCUCCAAGAGCGCUACGACCGCAGAACCCAACAAGGCAAAACCAGAGGCGAAGCCGCAGGAGGCAAAGAAGACAUUCAACAGCGUUAGCAAGAUCGACAGAAUGUCUAGAAUAGUCUUUCCAGUCUUAUUUGGCACUUUCAAUUUAGUGUAUUGGGCAACAUAUUUAAACAGGGAGCCCGUCUUACUUGGCUUUGCACCAUCAACCUAAACGUUGACUUGCCCCGAGGACUCCAAGCAUCAUUCUUAUCAGAUAGGUUGUUCGCUAUGUACAGUACGACUAAUAACUGCUAAUCCCUGAACCAUUAUGUACAGAGUGUAUAUAGAUGUCUUCUCUGCGUGCCUCCAGAGGAGGGACGCAGUCUUAAUUAAUGGGUCCUGCAAACUGACAGCGCCCACAGCAAAUACAGCCAGCUCUUGAAAAAAAACAAGCAACCAAACCAA